CGCAUUCGAUGUCAAGUUUGUGCGCCGCCACAUUGUGUUAAUAUACACACACGUGUCUCUAAAUAGUUGAGAAUUUUAUUAUUUAAAUUAAUUUAUUUAUAUAUAGUGAAUCGAAAUGGCUACAUCACUACUGCGUGUGCUCAGGAUAGAGGCUCCCAAUGUCCUCAACGCUCACAAAUACAGCACAGGGGCGGCCACAACUAAAAUGUUCGUCGAUGGACAAUUCGUCGAAUCAAAAACUACAGAAUGGAUAGACUUGCACAACCCUGCCACCAACGAAGUAGUCACAAGGGUACCAAAAUGCACACAAGAAGAAAUGGAAAAUGCAGUCAAAUCCUCCCAAAAGGCCUUCGAAUCCUGGAGCCAGACAUCAGUUUUGACCAGGCAACAGGUCAUGUUCCGCCUGCAGGACCUGAUCAGGAAAAACAUGUCUGCCUUAGCCAAAAAUAUCACUUUGGAGCAAGGAAAGACCUUGGUGGAUGCCGAAGGAGACGUUUUGAGAGGAUUACAGGUUGUCGAACACUGUUGCAGUAUCACCAGUUUGCAAAUGGGUGAAACCAUGCAAAACAUUGCAAGGGACAUGGACACACAUUCUUAUACUCUGCCUUUGGGAGUCACAGCAGGUAUCACACCAUUCAACUUCCCUGCCAUGAUUCCCUUAUGGAUGUUCCCCGUGGCAACUGUUUGUGGAAACACUUCCAUCAUCAAGCCAAGUGAACGUGAUCCUGGUGCGACCAUGAUGUUGAUGGAGCUCCUAAAUGAGGCUGGUUGCCCUCCUGGUGUUGUAAACGUUAUCCAUGGUGCCCACGACGCCGUCAACUUCAUCUGCGACCAUCCGGCAAUCCGUGCAGUAUCCUUCGUAGGAUCCGACCAGGCUGGUAAAUACAUCUAUGAACGCGCUGGACGCAAUGGUAAGAGGGUGCAGAGCAAUAUGGGUGCCAAGAACCAUGGUGUCAUCAUGGACGACGCCAACAAGGAACACACUCUUAACCAGCUUGCAGGAGCCGCCUUCGGAGCCGCUGGACAGAGGUGUAUGGCUUUGUCCACUGCAGUAUUUGUAGGACAAGCUAAGGAAUGGAUUCCAGACUUGGUAAAGAGAGCCCAACAAUUGAAAGUCAACGCUGGACAUGUUCCUGGAACUGACUUGGGUCCAGUAAUUUCUCCACAAUCCAAAGAACGCAUCCACAAACUGAUCGAAUCAGGUGUGAAAGAAGGUGCCAAGCUCGUCCUUGAUGGCCGUGGCAUCAAAGUAGAAGGUUUCGAGAAGGGCAACUUUGUUGGCCCAACCAUCCUCACCGAUGUCACACCUUCCAUGGAAUGCUACAAAGAAGAAAUCUUUGGCCCAGUUCUUGUCUGCAUGACUGCAGAUACCCUGGACGAUGCCAUCAAAAUCAUCAACAAGAAUCCCUAUGGAAAUGGAACUGCCAUCUUCACCACGAAUGGAGCUGCUGCCAGGAAAUUUGUACAGAAGAUCGAUGUUGGACAGGUUGGUGUAAAUGUACCAAUCCCAGUACCACUGCCAAUGUUCUCCUUCACCGGCUCCCGAGGCAGUUUCCUGGGUGAUAGUCAUUUCUAUGGAAAACAAGGACUUAACUUCUACACGCAAACCAAAACUGUUACCCAACUCUGGAGGGAAGGUGAUGUAGGUCAUGCUAAAGCUGCAGUAGCUAUGCCUACUAUGCAGUAAAUUUUCCAAAUAUUUUAAUACAAACAACUUUUCGAUCUUCAUCCAAAUCACCAAAAUCAUCUAUUUUGGUGAUUCUGAUACUAUGCUGAUAAAUCACAUAAACAGCUAGUCAUUGAAAUAUUAUUUGAUUUAAAUUGUUUGCAACAAUUUAUAUUGAAACUGAUUAGAAAUAAGUUAUGCGUUAAGUUAUAAAUAAAAAGAAUCUCAACGAAA
Ctenocephalides felis (cat flea) is the source of this 1900-nucleotide messenger RNA. Its product is annotated as probable methylmalonate-semialdehyde dehydrogenase [acylating], mitochondrial. The record is from RefSeq and is a predicted model, not a curated record. NCBI's taxonomy places the organism in Eukaryota, Metazoa, Arthropoda, Insecta, Siphonaptera, Pulicidae. Gene Ontology annotation, biological process: thymine catabolic process; L-valine catabolic process. Gene Ontology annotation, molecular function: methylmalonate-semialdehyde dehydrogenase (acylating, NAD+) activity; malonate-semialdehyde dehydrogenase (acetylating, [NAD(P)+]) activity. Gene Ontology annotation, cellular component: mitochondrion. The transcript is spliced from 9 exons. Bases 116 to 1687 code for a protein of 523 amino acids.